GGAGACCGUUGGUCACUGGUGGGGCCCCAGGUUGGGGUUAGUGUCACGCGCAGGUUUUGCCCGUGGUGACGUCACCGCUCGCGCCCUUGUCUCACUCAGUCGGCGUUUCCCGACCGCGUGCAGCAGUUCAAGCUCAGCCCAGCGGUUCCACCCACCCAGUUAGUAGCCAGCAGUAGUAGCAGCAGUAGUGAGCGCUGCUCCCGGGAAGUCCCGUUAGCAACGCCUCUUACACCCCGCCCUGCCCCAUGUUCGGACCUGAUAAGCAGUCGGGGCAGCCGAAGCUGGACUGUGGUGGCAGGUUCGGGAAUAUGGCGUCUGUGGGGGACUUUAACUCGUUCAGGGCUAGCGUCCCGGCCACCAAGGUGGAGCUGUCUGUGUCCUGCAGAAACCUUUUGGACAGAGACACAUUUUCAAAAUCUGAUCCAAUAUGUGUUUUGUAUACACAAGGUAUUGGAAGCAAAGAAUGGAGAGAGUUUGGAAGAACAGAAGUAAUUGACAAUACUUUAAAUCCAGAUUUUGUAAGAAAAUUCAUCAUGGACUACUUUUUUGAAGAAAGAGAGAACCUGCGAUUUGAUUUUCCAGUGAGUCCUGAGGGUCUAGCAUGGGUGAACCUGAUGCAGGGACGGAACCUCUGGUAUGAUGUUGAUUCAAAGAGUCCCAACCUAUCAAAGCAUGAUUUUUUGGGACAAGUGUUUUGUACACUAGGUGAGAUAGUUGGAUCACAGGGAAGCAGACUGGAAAAGGCAAUUGUAGGAAUUCCAGGGAAGAAUUGUGGAACAAUCAUAUUGACAGCAGAGGAGCUGAACUGUUGCAGGGAUUCUGUACUUAUGCAGUUUUGUGCAAACAAGUUAGACAAGAAGGACUUCUUUGGGAAAUCUGACCCUUUCCUAGUAUUUUAUCGAAGCAAUGAAGAUGGCAGUUUUACAAUCUGUCAUAAGACAGAAGUUGUAAAAAAUACAUUAAAUCCAGUGUGGCAGGCAUUCAAGAUCUCUGUCAGAGCGCUGUGUAACGGAGACUAUGACAGAACAAUUAAAAUAGAGGUGUAUGAUUGGGAUAGAGAUGGAAGCCAUGAUUUCAUUGGAGAAUUCACAACAAGUUAUAGGGAAUUGUCUAGAGGGCAAUCACAGUUCAAUGUAUAUGAGGUAAUAAAUCCAAAGAAAAAAGGAAAAAAGAAAAAAUAUAUUAAUUCUGGAACAGUAACAUUGCUUUCCUUCCUAAUUGAAACAGAAGUUUCAUUCCUUGACUAUAUUAAAGGCGGACACUGUGUAACCUGUUGCCAAUACCCUGGGAAAGUCAGAAGAGGCAGAAAUAUAAAAGUGGGUGCUGUCUAUGUGGAGACCCCACUCCACAAGUUUAAUAACAGUGCAAUGAAAGCUGGCCCUUCUCCCAGAGUGCUGAUUGGCAUGGCUUCAACAAACAGGAGAAACUGGGGCUCCAUCUCCACAGAGCUCUUGUUAGAUAAAGAGAUGGCAGGAAAUCCCACUCCAACUUGUUGCAACCUCUCUGUCAACUUCUGCUUUCCUCAGACAUGUUACUUAGGGCUUGUAGUCAAUGGUAUUAAAGGCAGCUGUUCUAUAGACAUAGGUAUAGAUUUUUUUUUUUUAAAGGACACCUGGAGUGAAAUCCUGGACCUAUAGAAAUAAUUUGGAAAACUCUCCCACUGACUUCACUGGGUCCAGGAAUUCACACUGAUCGUUGUUAGGAGGAGAAUGUUGACCAACAUCACUUUUGAAUGGAUUUAGUAUCUUUCUUUACUGGAGUCACUGAUACUGGGAUCAAGACAAAUUGCAUUUAAACAUCCUUUUUCUCUGUUAUGUGGUAAGACUUGCAUUUUUUAGAAUUAUCCCAGAAUUCAUUUAAAAAAAAAUCUUGUGUAACAAAAAGAAUGAGUAAAAACCAUUCAUUUAAUAUAUUACACAUAUAUAUUAAAAGUGUCCGGCACAUCAUAAAAUGCAAACUGUGAAUAC
Chelonoidis abingdonii (Abingdon island giant tortoise) is the source of this 1967-nucleotide messenger RNA. The record is from RefSeq and is a predicted model, not a curated record. NCBI's taxonomy places the organism in Eukaryota, Metazoa, Chordata, Testudines, Testudinidae.